Molecule: messenger RNA, 1226 nt
Organism: Eruca vesicaria subsp. sativa (arugula)
Lineage: Eukaryota; Viridiplantae; Streptophyta; Magnoliopsida; Brassicales; Brassicaceae
Source: the annotation of a GenBank genome assembly
AAAUAAUAUUCUGUGAUCAUCGCACAAUCACUAACGAUUCCUCCUCCGCCCAAAUCCAAAAACCAAGUCGGAUGACAACUACUCAAUCGGUGUCCUCCAGCGGCAGUAUGGAAUCGCCGUCGAGCCGGACCGAGCAAGCCACCACCGUGGCUACUACAUCUGUUAGCGACAGUGCCUAUAUACAACUCAACAAUUUGGAUAUUCAAGCUGAAGACGAUCCUGCUUCUCAGUUAGCUUCGGGUGGUAAGAAGAAGAAGAGGGGAAAGCGUGCGUCUGGUCCUGACAAAAAUGGAAGAGGGUUACGUCAAUUUAGCUUGAAAGUUUGUGAAAAGGUGGAAAGCAAAGGAAGGACUACUUACAACGAGGUUGCGGACGAGCUUGUUGCUGAGUUUGCACUCCCAAAUAACGAUGAUACAUCCCCUGAUCAGCAACAGUAUGAUGAGAAGAACAUAAGACGAAGAGUAUAUGAUGCUUUAAACGUCCUCAUGGCUAUGGAUAUUAUAUCCAAGUAUAAAAAAGAGAUUCUGUGGAGAGGUCUUCCUCGGACUAGCUUGAGCGACAUUCAAGAAUUAAAGGCUGAACGAAUCUCACUUAGGAGCAGGAUUGAAAAGAAAACUGCAUAUUCCCAAGAACUGGACGAACAAUAUGUAGGCUAUCAGAAUCUGAUACGGAGAAAUGAACACUUGUAUAGCUCUGGAAAUGCUCCUAGUGGGGGUGUUACUCUUCCUUUUAUCCUCGUCCAGGUAAGCUUAUUUACCGAUCCACAACCAAUAUCAUGUUCUUGGUUCGGUCAUUGUCUGAUUGUUGUUGUUCUGCACCAGACUCGUCCUCAUGCAACCGUAGAACUGGAAAUAUCAGAAGACAUGCAGCUCGUGCAUUUCGAUUUCAACAGCACUCCAUUCGAGCUCCACGACGACAAUUUUGUUCUUAAGACGAUGAAAUUUUGCCAUCAGCCACCAUCGAGCAACGGUCACAAUAACAGCCAUGAAGCUUCUCACAAUCUCGUUUCGGAAGACAAUAAAGAAGGCCUCAGCACCGAGCCUGCGGCUCCUCAGGCAGUGGAUAUGUACCAGUCUCAUCCUCAACCACCACAGCAUCAACUGCAUGCUCAGCCACUAAUCAUUCCAAUGCCUGUGACUAACAACGAUGUUGCUUCCGCCGCUGCUCCUGUGACAUCACAGCCUCUCUUGGGUACCAUAAAGUCAAGUGUAAAGCCGGAAAACUAA